This is a messenger RNA of Pogonomyrmex barbatus (red harvester ant), 5864 nucleotides long. RefSeq lists its product as uncharacterized. NCBI's taxonomy places the organism in Eukaryota, Metazoa, Arthropoda, Insecta, Hymenoptera, Formicidae. The record is from RefSeq and is a predicted model, not a curated record.
GAUUUAUAAAUACGUUUCUUAUCAUGCAUUUUUAUGCUUUAUGCUUUUUAGAUGGACUCACGUAAACAAUGCAAUUCACUGAUCUCGGGUGCGCCAACACGCGCCAACGAGAAGGGUAUGUGUCCCACGUGCAAUCGGCAAUUCGGCAUCAAGGCCUACGAUCGUCACGUGGCCUGGUGCAAGGACAGAGUCACCCGGGUACCAAUAAGCCCGGCGACUAAUCUGGCGAAGGAACGAUUAGAGGCGCGCAUGAGGUACAGGGCACCGGCCCUUAAGAAUCGACGAGCCAUCAAUCGUGAAAAAUACAGUCCUGGUUCAGCAAGCCAAGCUGUCAAAACCUCAUUGUCAUCGCCAGCGCUCGUUAAACCAAAGGAGAACGUCUCGAUUGUGGAUAGUAAUCGAGAAAGUCCGGCCAAGCAAAAACCUGGCGUUGUGAGGCGGUCUCGACAACCCAAGGAAUCUCCUAUCUCAUCCGGACCUAUAAAGUCGCGCCUUGUCGAUCGUAUGAACAGCUGCUUCCAUCUCCUCAGGCCAGCAGAAGAUUAUGAUUCUGUACUGACAUCAACGUCCUGCCGCUUCCAUCUCGCGCUAUCCUCUCGUCGUCCUCUUCAUUUUCCCGUACCUCCUGCAAAAUCUAGGAUCACCGAUCAUUCGCUCUUUAAUGAGAUGGCAUCGCCAGUCCCGUCAUCCAGGAAGCAAUAUGACCGAAACGAAACAAUUUCCCAGCGUACUCAAAACAACGAUGCAAAACAACGAGAAGCCUGUUCCGCCAGAAUGCAAAAGAAUAUGGUUUCUAUCAGGAGUCAAGGCUGUCCGAGAGUCAAUGAUAUCGCCGUGAGUGAUAAGACCCUGGGAGUGACUGUGCAGCCUUGCAGAAUACACAAAAUGCAAAAGGACGAUCGAUUAGUGACGUGGAAACAAAUUGGCUGCAAGAAAGAUAAUCAAGCUGACGAGCCUGUUGCUGAUAAUUUCUCGCGGGAAUUCCAGCUGCUCGAUCUCGAUCGACAAUGUGAUCGAGAGAAACAUAAUAUAAGCGGAAAUGUAACAGAAACAGACUCGUUCGUCUCAGAGAGCGACAUUACUCGAAAUAACGAAUUGAAUGGUGAAGUUGAUAAGAUUGAGAAUAUCACAUGGCUGGACGAUAUUCAGAAUCUGAAUCAGACGUACUUGAUAAAAGACUCGGAGGAUAUCGAAUCGCCGGAAAUUUUCCAUAGUAAGUGGAAGCCAAUUAAACACAGUCCUCGCGUGGAAUUUUAUUUGAAAGAUAAAGAAGACGAAAUUUGCGAUUUUGACCAAGAGAAAUUGGAAAGGGAAGUUGUAAUAAACAACGAAGAAGUUAAGAUCGAACAAGAAGAAUUAAAAGAGAAUAAUAAAGAAGAUAAGAAAAGCGGCGAGAUUAUAGUGAUGGAUUACAAAGCGAAGGAACCAAAAAUAAAUUAUGAAAAUAUCGAAGAUAAUCGAAAAACAAACAUUGAAGACACCGAAGUGAUACAACGCGAAAUGAAGGAAAUAAGUAUAAAUAAGUAUAGAAACGAAGAGAAUAAACGAAAAGCAAGUUGUGACGACACUAAAAUUAUAGAAUGCAACGUUGAGAAAAUGCAAAUAAAUACUGAAAAUAAAAGAGAUACUGAGAUGAAUGGUGCAGAUGUUGCAGACUCGGAUAAACUAAAUAUUAAUAAAGAAAAUAAAGAUCGAGAGAUAGCAAUGAAUAAGAGAAUUAUUGCAAGUACUAAAUAUAAAGAAUACGAAGACAUUCAACAAAAUUUAUCUGAACCUGAUGAACCAAUUAAAUCUUUUUUGUUCGACGUCAUGUAUCCAACUGCACAUAAUGUAUCGAAGAAAUAUAAAAAAUCUUAUUUUAAAGAUUUAAAGAUGGAUCCCACUCGCAAUAAUAAUUACUUUAUGUCAGAUAGGUCUUCUUACUUAAAGCAUCAAGAUCGAACACUUUAUUUUAAUGACAAAGAUAGUGCAAUAUUUUCAGACAGUUUUAUUGAUUAUAAUCAGGAUUAUCUGAAUUCUAAGAAAAUACCCAAAUGUAAAAGUGAUAUAUGCUACAACGAUUCAUUUGAAUUAAAAGAAAGUAUAGUAUAUUUUACGUGUAAUCAAUCUAACACAAAUAAUAUAUCAGUAAAUAAUAACAAUAAUCAAGAUUGUAAAUUGAGUUCUAAAAAUGAAAUACUAUGUCAAAAUAAUACCCAUUGCAAUUCACUAAAUCUAAUAGAAAAUAUCAAAGAAACAUCAUUUCCUGCAUCUUGUCGAUUUGUCAAUUCAAUAAAAGAUUGUAUAAGAAAUCCUGAAGAAACUGACAUAGAUAAAGAAAGAUACGAGAAUGAUUCGAUCAGUACUCCUAAUAAAAAGCCUGAAAGAAAUUCGAGGAGAUUAAAUUCUGCAGCACACUUAUUUUCAGAGAUUUUAGAGCCUGCUGCUCAUAAUUAUUUAAAUGCAUCUACAAGCGAUUUACCUUUGCAUAUGAAAGACAAUAAACAAUUUCAAGAAGAAGGCUACACUUUUGACAAUUUAGAAAAUCUCGAGAAUAAAGAGGGAAAAGCAGGUUUCAACGUGUAUUCGGGUAGCUGUUGUUUGAACGAUAAAUCAUCGAGAUUCCUCAGCCGUUCAAUCAUUAAAACGGAAAUUACGACAGGUGAAGGUUUGCGCCAGAAGAACGUGGAUAAUGAAUUUGAUUACGACAGCGAUAACACCGCGCCUGUCGGAGAACGAUGUGAUGCGCGAGACGUUAAUGAUUUAGGGUCAUCAAUCACAUUGAUGGACAACGCGGAGGAGGAGCCACCGCAACGUGGCGGUGACAAAAUUUUCCUGAAUGCGAGCAUGAAUUUUCCAAGAUGUGCUCCUGACAUAGAUAGAAGAGCUGCACGAGAGCGGUCGGUGAAUCCUGUGGCAAUGAAGCACAGGAUUAGGGAAAGUAUGAAUCUCCUUCGUGGCAGCACCGAUUCUCUGAUAUCUUCGAUCGAAUUCGUCGAGCUCGCGAGCAUCGGACAGCCUGAAACGAGUUGCUCUUACGAGCGAGAAAGAACCAUAGAAAUAAUCAGACCGAACGCACGAAGUAGAGGGUCUAAGGGUUUACCUAAUAUAAAGGGCAAUUCGGCGGGAACAAAAAAAUAUUCUGAAAGAUCGUAUUGGGAGCGGGUUUCCAAGAUCUCGCGGAACAGACUGAUCGAUCUCGAUCCUGCAUAUCACGCGGAACACAAGCUCGCUAAGAAAAAUCCUAGAAUCCGCAUCCUCCCUCCAGUCCUGAAGCCGUCCUUGAUCAAUCGAAGGAAAAUUGAACCGACGACACGUCCUGCCUGGUGCAAUUAUGUGCGCAGAAGGCCGGACUUUAAUCUCGUGCUUAAGGCUAGAACUGGUACGAGCAAGGACUACGAUCCCUUUCUGCUGGCCGAACAGCAGAUGAAUGACCUGUUGUCAGACACGAGCGAUCAGUCUAUGAUGGGGAGUCCCAAAAUUCAACAGACUCGCGACACCCUUUAUCCUCUCUCACACUCCUCCGCCUUUGUAAAAUAUCCUCCCUCCGACAAAAGGUCGUCCCUUAUAGCACCACCCAGCGAGUUCGACGAUCUCAUGUCAAAUUUCUCGAGCGACUCCACCGAGACCAACUCGAUCUCGCGUGAGAUCUUCCUGCCCGAUCUCACGGAUAAAGACACGACAAAUUCCGCAAAUCCAAAACCUGUCAGGGAAUUAGGCAGACGAGUUAUUAUCGAUAAGUCAAAGGCGCUGGGUGUCGACGAGCGUCGUGGCGUUGUCGCCAGUGCCGACAGACCGCGCAAAAUCUUCGAGAAAGAUCCGUUGAAGAAUGUAAAACCGUUGAUUAAUCGGUCUAGUUCAAUUCGAGCCUCGUCCGCGCCCAGAAUCAACUCGGGUCCUGACAGGAAGAUCUCGGGUGACACGAGGAAGACUCAGGGUUCCAAGAUCCCUGAGGCUCGGAGAUCGUCGGACCAGAAUCUUAAUCAAAGGAACAACAACUAUUCAUCCCUGUCCGGCAGCAACCUCAGUCUCAACUCGAUCGUCUCGUCCUCAGAGCUGGACGUCAAGCGGUCGAACUCGAUGUUCGACGAAUUGCUGACGUCCUUCGAGGAGGACGCGUUCCCCGGGUUGAGAUCCCUCCUUAAUAAUGAGUCCUUUGACCUGUCCAGUCCCGGUGGCGAUAGACAGCGAAAUGGCCUGAUUAGUGAUGAGGAACUGUCCUCGCCCGACAGCUACAAACCGCAGGAUCACAACAAGCUCAGCAACGACUCCGCCUACAGCAGUUUAAAUCGCAAAUAUUCGCACCAUGGACGCAGCGCCAACGACGUGAUCGAUCGCCUUGACGAGGACGUGCCCAGGAACAGGUCAUCGCCAACUCAAACAAUAACCAAGUGCAAGAUGUCCAAGUUCUGCCAUGAGUGCGGCCAGCGAUUUCCGGAAACCGCUAAAUUCUGUUGUGAAUGCGGCGUCAGAAGACUUGCGUUGUGAAACGUGACAUCGUAUUCUCCAAGAGCGUCAUCGCCAUCGUAUUGUAUUUUGAUAUUCGAAACCGAAACAAAGAAGAAAAUAUUACCGCAAAAAGAUAUUCUAUGGACAAAAGUUUAUAUUUAUUAAAGAAUACACUGUAACUUUUUUUAUUUUAAGAAGAUUUUUCGUAGGCCAAGAAUGUUACGGAGAUGUUCUCCGAGGAGAAGUGUACACUUUAGUUUGCGAUUUCGAAAGCAUUAGCGAGAUUACAAGUCCAUUCUGAAAAUAUUCUCCGAUAAAGAGACGACGAUUUAACUGCCUUAUCCACGAUAAUGUAGAACGCUAUACAAUUUAGGCGGCUUUUAUAAAAUCUCAGAGUUUCGAGAAUAACUUUUACGAAUUUUGCGAGGUAGCAUUUUUAUACCGUUGGAGAAGAAUUUUUUUAAUAUACUUUAGUUCGCUUUGUAGACAACGCGUCGAUUUGUUCGCUAUAUUUGAGUAGUCUAGUGAUAUGUUUGAUAAGCGUCUUUUUUUUGUCACAAACAUACAUACGUACACCGAGAGUCGUUGAGCAGAAUCCGUCCUCUUUUCUACAAAUUCACAAGUGCGACUUUUUGAUAAGCUUUUUAUACGAUAUAGAGAAGAAUGAGAAUACAAAUAUAUUUCCUGUUAAAAAUAAAAGAAUCUAGGAGGAUAUAAUGUAUCUCAUAAAAGUGUGUGAAUGAAGAAACGGUCUUCAAAAUUGUUAUAUAUUUAGUUUAAUCCAUUUUAGUUCCAGAGGCGAAUCAAAUAAAGGAAGACCUUCCUUUAUAUGGAAUUAAAAUAUUGAAGUGAAAUUUCUUUGUGUUUUAUAUUCAAUAUUUAAUUAUAUCCUUCGUUAAAUAACUUAGAAGUUAAGACAACGUCUCCUGAUUUCAAAUUUUAGGCGUUUAAUUCCGUGAAAACGGAUUUCUAUCGAUGCUUAAUUUCCCUAGUCUUCACAAGACUCUCAUGUCGUGUAUGUAACAAAGUUAAUCGUAAAAUAGUAUUAGGAAAUAGCUAGCGAUUUGAAUCUGAUAUAAGCAUCAGCGUUCGCUCAAUUAACGUCGUUAACGAGCAGAAAUAACGAAGCGUAAAGUGUCAACCGUAAUGCGAUAAGAUAAAACGUAUUAACUUUAACAAAGACUUCUUAAUUGCGUGCUCCGUGCUGCGUGAAAGGAGGAUUAAUUAUAAAUAAAUUAAAUGUGUGCAAUCAAAUAGAAACGCACAAUCGAUCUAACGUAAUCGAACUUUGCAAAAUGGACCUUCAUAUUUAUUCUUUAAUGCGAUGAGAAAACAUAAUUUAUUACACAUGUGCUAAGAAUUCGACUUAUUGUAUAAAAUGCCUCGGAAAAUAUACGGGAUUUGAUUACGAAACAUAUGUCCCGAGAUAAGUAAAA